AUGAACGUCGUUAUUGAUUCUAAUAAUGAAUUAUUUCACAUUGAACAAGAAUCAACACUAACAUUGGCAUUGAAUAAAGUUAUUAAUAAUCUUCAAAAUAAUUCGACACAAGGGAAACCUUCGAUAUUUACAACAACAAUUAAAAUCUUGCACGAUUUCAGUCCGAAACAAAUCUUUGCUAAAUUCAUUACUGCUGAAGAUAUUUGUAACAUAGAUGAAUCACCAUUAGCACUUUUUAGUGAUCAAGCUAAAAAGUGUGUCAAUGAUAUUGAUACAGUUAAUGAAAUAAAUGGAUGUAUCAGCAAAAAGCGAACGACACCUGUUUUAUUCUUCAAAGGAAAAGGUCAUAUUAGUGCUGAUGAACGUCAACAAUACUUAAAGGGUAUACACAUUAUACUUUCACCAAAAGCAGUUAUCAAUAUGCCAUCAAUGAAUACAUAUAUUACAAAAUGGUGGAAAAUGGUUGUUGUAUCUGUUAUACCCAAAGGAUGCACACAAUAUUUACAAGUUCUUGAUACAUCUGUUUUUAGUGUAUUUAAAAACCACUAUCAAGCAGCUUUUGAUGAAUAUAUUGAUCGUUAUCGUUCAUGCAGUAAAGUGAAAUUGUCAGCUAGAGAACAACAAAUUAUAUGUGCUCGUUUAACUUGUGCAGCAUGA
Molecule: messenger RNA, 657 nt
Organism: Adineta steineri
Lineage: Eukaryota; Metazoa; Rotifera; Eurotatoria; Adinetida; Adinetidae
Source: the annotation of a GenBank genome assembly